UGAAUUAAUACAUUUUUGUCCUUCAAUUUUUUAAUUUUCACUACUUACUUAAUAAUAUCAUGAGUGAGUGUAGCGGCGUAUAAGUUUAGUAUACAGUACGCUGUGCGUUAUUGUAAAAAAAAAGUGUCUGUAAUUUUCUUAUAUUGCGCCUAAAGUCGUACAUAGCAGACAAAAAGUCGCCAUCGUAUUACGAAGCUGCAGUGUGCAAGAAGAGAAACCAUCUGCGAGACCAGCUAGCUGUCCACCACACCUAAAAUUAUGGUGCACACAAGAAAUUCGUCUUGAUUGAAGAUUAACUAUAGCAACUCGUUGUGAUAAUUAAGAAGAGAGAAGGUGGAUAACAAACAAGAAAAGAAUAAUAUGUGCGUGACGUGUUAGACAAGGAUAAAAUCACAUCACACACGCAAUCACGCAUCGUAUUAGCUGCGAGGCGGUGCAAGCCUGGUCGUCUGCCCCCCCUAAAAACUCAACCCCUCGUCCACACACACACACUCUGCUUAGCCAUGGCUAAAGUUCCUUGAUCCGUGCUAACGAAAGCAGAUUAAGUAUUAUUUUCAGGUGGACAUUUUCAGUUGGAUACCGUCAAAGUGUGUAUCUAGCAAAAUGUCGUACCCUGGACAGACCCCGUUGAUUCCCCGUGAGAUUCCCCGUGAGAUUCCAAGUAUGCCGCUCAUGCCAUAUAUGAUGGGUGCUCCACCACCCAUGUUGGGAGGCAUGAUGCCAAUGCCUCAUUUUCCUCAUGUAUUUGAAAACAUGGUACCCACACCAGUAUCGGCAAUGCAAACUUCUGCACCAGCUGUUAGAUACAACAACCAGAAACCCCCACCACAGCCACAACUACCACCCCAACCACCAAAGACAGAACCACCAAAGCCUGUAGUGAAGAGAGAAAGAGAGACAGGUCCACCAGUCACUGUUUUUGUUGGUAAUAUUAUGGAUCGUGCUCCUGAUAAUAUGAUCAGGCAAAUACUUGGUGCUUGUGGUCAUGUUAUGAAUUGGAAAAGAGUGCAAGCUUUUGGAUUUUGUGAAUAUGCUGGCCCAGAUGCAGGCUUGCGAGCUAUCCGAAUAUUGCAUGACAUGGAAAUUGGGAAUAAAAAACUAGUAGUCAAAGUUGAUGCAAAAACAAAAGUUAUAUUGGAUCAGUUCAAAGCUGAAAAAAGAAAAAAACUGAAAGGAGGAUCAUCUCCUUUGCAAGAUGAGACACAAAGUGAGCCUGCUGAGUCUGAUGAUAAUGAUGAUUACAUGGAUGAUACAAUGAAAGCCAUAGAUAAUGAAGCAGUCACGCGAAUCCAGCUAAUCAUAAGUGAACACCUAACUGGCCUAGAAACAAUUACGAACAAUGCAGAUGAGCCUGUAAAAACAGUGGUGAUGCCUAAAAUGCUGAACUUGGAUGACGCCGAGAUCGAAGAAAGUAAGCGUGACCUUAUCACUCGGGAAAUCGGAAAGUUUCGAGAAGUAAUGAAGAAACAAGAAGAGGAGAAGGCCCAGGUGAAAAAGAAGCGAGAGAAAGAAGAGGAGGAGCGCGAAAAGCGAGAAAAAGAACGCAGAGAUCGCAACAAGGACGAUGAUGCCAAACACGAUGAUGCAGACGGUGAAAUUUCCAGUCCGCAUCGAAGUAGAGGUGACAGCACCGACAGCAGUCGCAGGCACAGGCGCCGAAGCAAGUCAAGAUCUAGAGAAAGAGAUCGAGACAGGGAUCGUAGGGAGAGGAGCGAGCGAGGCGAGUCGCGACACCGGGAUCGAGAUCGGGAUCGGGAUCGAGAGCGUGAGCGGGAGCGCGAUCGAGCCGAGCGGGAGCGCAGCGAGCGUGAAAAGGAGCGAGAACGAGAGCGCGAAAGAGAACGCGAACGAGAACGUGAACGGGACAGAGAGCGAGAUCGAGAACGAGAGAUUCGUGAGCGCGAACGUGAAAGAGAGCGGGAACGGGAGCGCGAAGAAGCACGCAAAUCUGACCGCGAGGUCUUGCGCGAGCUCGAGGAGGAGGAGGAAUCCAAGGAGAGAAAGAAGAACGAGAGGCGGGCCCGCGAAAAGGAUGCUGCCUACCAGGAACGGCUAAGAGCUUGGGAAGCUCGCGAGCGACGCAAGCAAAAGGAAUACGAAAAGGAGAAUGACAAGAAACGAGCGAAGCGCGAGGCCAAGGAGCGUGAAGCCAAGAGACUCAAGGAGUUCCUCGAGGAUUAUGACGAUGAGCGUGACGAUGCCAAGUUUUACAAGGGCAAGGAGCUUGCGCGUAGACUCGAGGAACGAGCCGUCGAGGCCGAAGCUGACUCUAGAGACCGGUGUGCCGAACGCCAGGAGCUCCAGAGACUCAGAGAGAAGCUUUACGCUGAUUCGAGUUAUGCCGAUCCCGCUGCUGAAUUUGAAAGGCUAAAGGCGGAGCGAGAAGAACAAUACAAACCAAAACCGGUGAUAACGAUCAUCGACGAGGAAGACGAUAAACCAGUGUCGCGGCACAAGGAAAAGAUCGUGCAGGAGAUGCCGCCGAUCGAAACCGAGCCAAUUGACAGUGAUAGCGACGAUGGGGUGCACUACGAUAAUGGAGUUGUGGCGGCGCCACCGCCACCGCCUUUGGAGAUCUCCCGGACGCCGCCACGGCCCCAUCAUCACCAUCAUCGUAGACAUCACCGGCACCAUCACCGCGAGCCUGUAGAAGAGCUGGCACCGGAUAAUAUUCAGCACAUCGAUCUUGAGCGUGAGAGUCUCGUAAAGGAAAAAAUAAGGAAUGUCUCGCCGCCGAUGAUCAGAUCGACCACACCUCCGCCAGCGCCUCACAUGCAGCAACACCACAUCCAACCUUUGCACCACGAUGAGGACUCGAGAACCUCGCUCGUUAGUGAGCCCGACAAAGUUAGUGGUAGCAACUUUGUGCCAUUUGCUAUGGCUCUCGGUAGCUCGAGAGAUCAUGCGGUUGGUAACAAGACUCCAGCGAGUCCCAGUACGAUACCAAACGCUCAGAAUCCGAGCCAAACCAAAAAAAAGAAUCGCAUUGAUGUCAAAGACGUUUUCAAUAACGAUGACGAUGAUGAUAGCACGAGUAAUUCUAAAAAGCGAAAACUUGUACCUAUUGAUUAUGGGGAGGAAAAGAAGAAAAAAUCUGAAGAAUCCUCUAAGAAUUCUAAAGAGGAAAAUUCAAAAUCGCAAGAAGAAAAGAAAAAACACAUUAAAUCUCUCAUUGACAAAAUUCCGACGGAUAAAAAUGCGCUCUUUGGAUAUCAGUUGGAUUGGGCUAUUAUUGACAAUUCCUUAAUGGAAAAGAGAAUACGUCCUUGGAUAAAUAAAAAGAUUAUUGAAUAUAUUGGUGAACCAGAGCCAACGCUUGUAGAUUUUAUUUGUAGUAAAGUAAUGGCUGGAAGUUCGCCUCAAGGCAUCCUCGACGAUGUACAAAUGGUUCUUGAUGAGGAAGCCGAAGUAUUUGUUGUGAAAAUGUGGAGGUUACUCAUUUAUGAAGUUGAAGCAAAGAAAAUGGGUUUAGUGAAGUGAGCAAUUGAACUUUCUAUAAAGGACUCAAAUAAAUUAAGGUUGAAAUCAUGACUAAUUUCAAAGACAAUCUCUUUGAAGGUUUCUUCUCUUUCUUUGAGUCAUACACUUAGGUAUUUUGUUUAAGUUUAAAACAUACGAUACUUUAUAGUAAAUCCGAAAUUGUAAUGAUAAAAGACGUGUGAAAGACAUUUACAAGCUAGAGCUAACAAGCAUGUGAAUGAUGCAAAGAACAAUUUUUAAAAUUGUUACCUUAUACAAAGUAAAAUUCUUGUUGAUUUGUAAUUUGUACCAAAAAUACAAGAUACUUGGAAUGAAAUUUUUGGUAACUACCAAUUAGAAAAUAAAACGCGCCUACAAACAUUAUGGUUUUGUUAUGGCAAAUGAAUCAAUGACGAAUUAUUCCCUCGGUUUUAUCCUUUUAUUUUCAAUUAAAUCACGUUUGUUCAUCAUGUUUAGUUUUCUCCUCCCUCAAUGUGUACAUUUAAUAAUGUGUAUUAUUAUUGUACAAUAAGUAAAUCUACUUUUAUGCACCCUAGUUUUUGAUAUUGAGAAAUGACUAAUCAACAUUGUAAUUGACCCAUGGUGGCUUCAACUCGAAUUAAUUGAGGAAUUGUUUACUCGUACGUAUGAAAUAAUUCAAUCGAUUUUUUAUUGAAAAGUGAGUAUAAUAGCUUUAUGGCUAAUCUCUUCAUUUUUAAUAAAAAUUUCAUUAAAUGUACAUUAAAUUAUAUAUGUUAAUAUCAAAUCGCUAUAAAAAUA
Messenger RNA from Copidosoma floridanum, 4239 nucleotides. RefSeq names its product RNA-binding protein 25. Gene Ontology annotation, molecular function: mRNA binding. Gene Ontology annotation, biological process: regulation of alternative mRNA splicing, via spliceosome. The record is from RefSeq and is a predicted model, not a curated record. Gene Ontology annotation, cellular component: spliceosomal complex. NCBI's taxonomy places the organism in Eukaryota, Metazoa, Arthropoda, Insecta, Hymenoptera, Encyrtidae.